Molecule: messenger RNA, 2309 nt
Organism: Microtus ochrogaster (prairie vole)
Lineage: Eukaryota; Metazoa; Chordata; Mammalia; Rodentia; Cricetidae
Gene: Cysltr1
Product: cysteinyl leukotriene receptor 1
Biological process (GO): G protein-coupled receptor signaling pathway
Cellular component (GO): plasma membrane
Molecular function (GO): leukotriene receptor activity
Source: RefSeq, a predicted model, not a curated record
CAGAAAGAGGAAGAAGAAUCGGUAUAUACUGGCUAGCAAACGUGCCACGUCCUGACGUCUCUCCUCUUGAAAAGAAGCUUUUCCUAAAGAGCAGGCACGCUGUGAAUGGAUUGGACCACCCAGAGGAUCAAGAUUUGUUCUGCAGCUCACUACCCAGAGCUAGCUCUCCAGGGGACUUACAGGUAAAGCUUUCUGAAGAUUUGCAUCUUAGGAAGCAAACUUGAAAGGACCUUAAACUGUGACGCUUAGAAUCAGCAGCUUGAGCGUACUCUGACGUUACAACGUAAGAACAGGGGCUACAAUAAGAAGGAAACUUUGUGGAGGUACUACGGUGCCAGAAAGAGGCACCAAGCAGACAUUCCUGGAGAACAUGGAUGAAGCUGAAAAUCUGACAAUAUCUUCUGCCAGUAAUAACACAUGCCACGACACGAUCGACGACUUCCGCAAUCAAGUGUACUCCACAAUGUACUCUAUGAUCUCUGUUGUGGGUUUCUUUGGCAAUAGCUUUGUGCUCUAUGUCCUCAUAAAAACGUAUCAUGAGAAAUCAGCCUUCCAAGUAUACAUGAUUAAUCUAGCCAUAGCAGAUCUACUGUGUGUUUGUACAUUGCCUCUCCGUGUGGUCUAUUAUGUGCAUAAAGGCAAGUGGUUCUUUGGUGACUUUUUGUGCCGCCUCACCACAUAUGCCUUGUAUGUUAACCUCUACUGUAGCAUCUUCUUUAUGACAGCAAUGAGCUUUUUCCGGUGUGUUGCUAUUGUUUUUCCUGUCCAGAACAUUAAUUUGGUUACACAGAAAAAAGCCAGGUUUGUGUCUAUUGGAAUUUGGAUUUUUGUGAUCUUGACUAGUUCUCCAUUUUUAAUGUCCAAAUCUUACCAAGAUGAGAAAAACAAUACUAAAUGCUUUGAGCCCCCACAGGACAAUCAAACUAAAAAAUAUGUUUUGGUCUUGCACUAUGUGUCAUUAUUGGUUGGCUUCAUCAUCCCUUUUGUCAUCAUAAUUGUCUGUUACACAAUGAUCAUUCUGACCUUACUAAAAAAUUCAAUGAAAAAAAAUCUGCCAAGUCGUAGAAAGGCUAUAGGAAUGAUCGUAGUUGUGACAGCUGCCUUUUUAAUUAGCUUCAUGCCAUAUCAUAUUCAACGAACUAUCCACCUUUACUUUUUACACAGUGAAGCUAGACCCUGUGAUUCUGUCUUAAGGAUGCAGAAGUCAGUGGUCAUAACCUUAUCUCUAGCUGCAUCCAAUUGUUGCUUUGACCCUCUCCUAUAUUUCUUUUCAGGUGGAAACUUUAGGAGAAGACUAUCUACAUUUAGAAAGCAUUCUUUUUCUAGUAUGACUUACAUACCCAAGAAGAAAGCUUCCUUGCCAGAGAAAGGAGAAGAAAUUUGUAAAGAAUAAAUCAAACCCAUCUCCAGUGCAGAACAAUGACAAGUAUUUCCCUAAAUUGCAAUUAAAAAAUAGUUUCCCAAUUAUAAUUUACAAAUUAUUAAAUAUAUCUCAUUUAUAAAUCCUAUCAUUUGAUAUUUUAAGUGUUCAAAAUUCAGUUUAUCACUGACCUAAGCCAUAGUUUUUUUUUUACUAUUCCCCAGAAGGUAGAAAAUAUUUGAGGUUCUGAUCUAUAAAACUGAAUAUGAAAUCAAGAUAUUUUCUUUUUAAAUAAAGGGCUAAUAAAGGAUAUGAACUAGAAUUUGAGCCCAGCUCAUAAAUAUAGCUUUAAAAUUAGCAAAUAGUCAUCAGUCAUUCUAACUUGUCCCUUUGCAUGCAUGCCAUCAGAUGAGACCUGGAGAUGACCCAGAAGCUACAGAUAUGUAAGAUCAGCCUAUUUCUUUGUAGUACUGACUAGCGAGGCAAAGCAGGGCCCCAUCUUCCAGAAGAGAAUGUUCAAGUACUAGAACAGACCAGUAUUCAGCCAAAUAACUCUACAGUCUGCAUGCAAUUUACAAUCUGGAAACCAAGGGAGAUAAAUACGAUAAAAAGCCAGCUUGUCUCCAAUUCUCUUCUGUCCUUGCUUGACUCAAACCUCCAAAAGAGAAUGGGUUUUUUCUCACUUAUUGGGGUUCCUAUUAUGAAUUCAAUCCUAACUGAAAAUAUUGGAUUAAUGAAUAAACCAACUGACGUUGCUAUAUGUGAACAGAAACAAUUAAAAUUCAUCUGAAGAAAAGGAAAGAGAUCUAUCUUUCUACAUGAGUUUUAUUCUGAUCAAAAUUUACUAUAUAAGAUAGAAGAAAAUUUGAAUAGCUAUCAUUCUCUUAAGAAGUGCACUUAUGUAUAUGUAUAUAAAUAUAUGUAAUCUAUUCUGUACAUCUUGUUCUAU